AUGUCUGGCUUUGGUUUGGAUAGUCUUGUGGUUGGGAGUGCAGACCCAAAACGGAAGGCCCUUCUGAAAGGGCCACAGUCCCGCAACUGGACCUCAUUUAUUGAAGCUAUCACCGCGGACGGCCGUGUCCUUACCCCUGGCAUUAUCUUUAAGGGCAAAGAACUUCAGAAACAGUGGUUCUUGACGGAAUUCGGCAAAAUAGCCGACUGGCAUUACAUAACGUCGCCCAACGGAUGGACGGACAACCAUAUCGCUAUUGAGUGGCUUGAGAGGAUGGACAUGGAAGUCAUGCAACGCAUGCAUGGAUGGCCACAUGCUUUUUGA
Messenger RNA from Hirsutella rhossiliensis, 324 nucleotides. Its product is annotated as DDE superfamily endonuclease domain-containing protein. NCBI's taxonomy places the organism in Eukaryota, Fungi, Ascomycota, Sordariomycetes, Hypocreales, Ophiocordycipitaceae. Gene Ontology annotation, molecular function: nucleic acid binding. The transcript is spliced from 4 exons. Bases 1 to 324 code for a protein of 107 amino acids. The record is from RefSeq and is a predicted model, not a curated record.